UUAUAUAAAAGAGGUAGGAAAAAAUAAAUAAAGGUUUAGUGCAUUGGCACAUGGUGCUUUGGGAUGAUGAUUAUGCCAAUACAAUAAACAUAUGGAGAAAAAACUAAUAAUAGAAAUUGCUAAAAAGUGUGUGGCUUCCCUUGGGCUCCAACCACACACCCUUUCCUCGCUCCAUUCCCGUAGGAUGCAUGCAUGUUUCCUCGUGCGUCUGCAUCGUCAGUUUCCUCAUUCCUCUUGCAGACUAGUAGCUAGUGUUCUUCUCGAAUUUGGGACGUCUCCCAAAUCCCAAUGAUUUCCGCUUUUUUUCCCUACAGCGAAUUCUCGAUGUAGGCAUGUAUCGGGGAAGAGGAAGGUGUGAAUCCUUGUUGCCCAGUUUCUCUUUCCCACAUCUCGAUUUCUUUGUUGUUCCUGCUGCGCUCGUGUUUUUAUAUGUAUCUAUCUACAAAGAAGAAUCGAAGAGAUUCAGUACGUAGAUCUUGAUUGAUUUCUGAAAGAAGCCACAAGAGAAAGGAGGCGCCAAAAAACAAGUGGAAGCGAAUUGGAAUCUGCCAGAAUAUAAUUACAUUAGAUUUGAGGGUAUGGGGAAGACACCGAAGAAGAAGAAACUAAGUGAAUCGGGAUCGAGAGGCAGCCCGAGAACCAGCAGGUGCAACUCGAGGAGCAGCCAAUGCAGCGGCGAGCAGAUCAGCUCGCACCCAGCGCCAGCGGUGGACGAGGACGACGCCGUCUUCAUCGGGCUGGCCUCCGAGCUGAAGGAGGAAGGCACGAGGCUAUUCCAGACCAGGGACUACGAGGGGGCGGCGUUCAAGUUCGACAAGGCGAUCAAGCUGUUGCCGCAGGGCCACAACGACGUGGCCUUCCUCCACUGCAACAUCGCGGCAUGCUACAUGCACAUGAACCCCGAGGAGUACCACCGUGCCAUCGACGAGUGCAACUCGGCGCUGGAUGCGUCGCCGGCGUACACGAAGGCGCUGCUCAAGAGGGCUCGGUGUUUCGAGGCACUGGAUAGGCUAGAUCUAGCUUGUAGGGACGCGGAGAAGGCUCUGAGCCUGGAGCCGAACAACGUGACGGCGUCGGAGCUGUACGAGAGCAUCAAGGAGGUGAUGCAGAUGGAGGAGGACGUGUCGUCGCUGGAGAGACAGGUUGCGUCGUCGUCGGUCCACCACGAGCCUGCUGCUGCCAUCAGUAGUCUCGCCAAGGAGAGGAUACAGAGGAGGGUGUCGCGGAAAUUUAGGAACUCAAUCGUGGAGGAGGAGGUGUGGGAGAUGAUUCAGGGGGAGGAAGUGGACGACGAUCAUGGGAAUAACGACGAUGGCCAAGAGGACCAUGCUGGGAGUAACGAGGAUGAUGGCGACAAAGAGAGACACAGCGGCAGUAGUAAUGGGAAGCAUAAUAAUUCAGAGACGCAGGAGAAGCCCUGCAGCCUGCUGCAGCACAGGCACGGGCACCACCCUGAAGAGAAAGAGACGAAAAUCUUCAAGAACGCCGCCGAGCAGUACAGCAAGCAGUGUGGUGCCAGUGCCACGAACGAAGCUGCAGGGCAGCACUCUCCGGGGAGGAGGCAUGGCCAAGAUGAGCAUGAGAAGCAUCUCAACGAGAUCCUGGUGAAAGGCAUCCAGAUGCCUGCUGAGAAGGGAAAGCACACGGCGACGACGACGGCACAGAAUAAUCAAGCCAGCGUCGUGGAGAGGCGUAAUAAGAAGCAUUUUGAGGUGGGCAGCCAUAGCAGGCAUACGACGACGCAGGAAAGAUACGAGAGAUACGCCAACGCCAGCGCCAGCCUGCCGGGGAAGCACUCCUUACUGGACGAAAAGUACAUGCCGCCAGAACGGCAAAUCACCAUCAGGACAUCGAACUACGGUGGUGCUAGAGAAAAGCAUCCAAAACUAUACGCCGGCAGCAGCAGCAGGGAGAACCAUGAGGCUGCCAGAGAGGUGGUGAAGAAGAAGUUCAAGUUCGUUCACGGGGACGACAUAAGGAUCGUCCUAAUCCCCGAGAACUGCAGCCUGUUGCAGGUGAUGGACAUCGCCCGGUACAAGUACAACCCGCACCUCAAGUCGUUCCUUCUCAAGUUCAUGGACAAGGAGGGGGACCUGGUGACCAUCACCUCCACCGAAGAUCUGAGGUGGGUGGAGGACCUCUACCCGCAGGUGCCCGUCCGGCUGCACAUCAAGGAGGUGAGCCCCGAGCGGGAGAUCACCAGGGACCUGGUGAUGCCCCAGCAGCUGUCCUGUCUCCCUGAGCGAGAGCCGAACCUGAACCACUACAGCGCCCACACUACCUCCGACGAGUACGAGUGCGGGAGCUCGAGGAGGGACGACGAGCGGAGUCACCCUCCUUGCGCCACCGACGAGUGGAUGGUGCAGUUCGCUCGCCUGUUCAAGAACCACGCCGGCUUCGACUCCGACGCGUGCGUGGACCUCCGCGACCUCGGCAUCCGGCUCUACUACGAGGCCAUGGAGGACACCAUCACGAGCGAGGAGGCGCAGGAGAUAUUCCAGGCGGCGGAGGCCAAGUUCCAGGAGAUGGCGGCGCUGGCGCUCUUCAACUGGGGCAACAUCCACAUGUCCCGCGCCAGGAAGCGCCUGGUUCUAUCCGAGGACACCUCCAGGGAGUCCAUACUCGCCCAGGUGAAGGCCGCGUACGAGUGGGCCUGCACCGAGUACGUCAAGGCCGGCAGGAAGUUCGAGGACUCCAUAGACGUGAAGCCCGACUUCUACGAGGGCCUCAUCGCGCUCGGGCAGCAGCAGUUCGAGCAGGCCAAGCUCUCGUGGCGCUACGCCGACACGUGCAAGGUGGACAUGGGAACCGAGGUGCUGGAGCUCUUCAACCACGCUGAAGACAACAUGGAGAAGGGGAUGGAGAUGUGGGAAGGGAUCGAGUAUCUGCGAGUCAAAGGGCUGUCCAAGUCGAGGAAGGGGAAGGCGGCCGCGGUGGUGGACAAGCUGGUGGCCCUCAGUGAGCAGGGAAAAGAUCUGUCGCCGGAUGAAGCCUUUGAGCAGGCAUCCAACAUGCGCUCGCAGCUCAACAUCUCGUGGGGCACCAUUCUCUACGAACGCUCCGUUGUGGAAUUCAAGCUGGGGCUUUCUAGCUGGGAGGAAAGCCUUCAGGAGGCCAUUGAGAAGUUUAAGACCGGAGGCGCUUCCGUAGCGGACAUCAGCGUCAUGGUGAAGAACCACUGUGUCAACGGAAACAAUCAAGAAGGAUUAAGCUUCAACAUCGAUGAGAUAGUGCAGGCAUGGAAUGAAAUGUACGAUGCGAAAAAGUUAAAAAACGGUAGCUCCUCUUUCCGGCUCGAACCUAUAUUUCGGAGGAGGCCUUCAAAGCUGCAUAAUAUACUAGAGCACAUGCACUGCACGUGAUCUUGUUCCAAUUAACCAUUGGACUUGGACGCUGUACACUUGGAUAACAAUGUUGAUGCUUAUUUUAUUGUCGUUAUAUAGGUACGGUUAAUCUAUUCUCUCAUCUAUCAGCAAUAGUUUGUGCACUUAUUCCUUAAUAUAAUACGGAAUUUCUUAUA
Molecule: messenger RNA, 3520 nt
Organism: Zea mays
Lineage: Eukaryota; Viridiplantae; Streptophyta; Magnoliopsida; Poales; Poaceae
Product: Octicosapeptide/Phox/Bem1p (PB1) domain-containing protein / tetratricopeptide repeat (TPR)-containing protein
Exons: 2
Coding region: 579-3362 (927 amino acids)
Molecular function (GO): protein binding
Source: RefSeq, a predicted model, not a curated record